Molecule: messenger RNA, 4624 nt
Organism: Anoplophora glabripennis (Asian longhorned beetle)
Lineage: Eukaryota; Metazoa; Arthropoda; Insecta; Coleoptera; Cerambycidae
Gene: Axn
Product: axin-1
Exons: 13
Coding region: 318-2858 (846 amino acids)
Biological process (GO): negative regulation of canonical Wnt signaling pathway
Source: RefSeq, a predicted model, not a curated record
UCUAGCGUAGAACGGAAUCCGAGUGUCCGUGUUUACGGUUUCUUUAUUUGUUAUUAAACUAGUGUUAAUUUAUCGUUAAGUGUUACCCCGGACCGUUUCGGUUGUUCUCCCCCACCCCGUUCUCAUCCCGCAAAAUGUUUCUGUGUUAAAAAUGUGUUGUGUUUAUGUUUUUGGUACAAAAAUAACAUUUGGAUUUUUAGUAGAAACGAUAAAUACGUUCUCUAAAAAGUGGUCACCAUGAAGCAUCGAAUGUUGUGGAAUAAGCAGCGGAUAGGAACCAGUUCGAAGAGGGGGCUUAGGGAUAGGCCCUUGUCAACAUGAACGAGAAGGACUCGAACAAAGCCACCAGCGACGAGCCACAGCAGCAGAACAUCUAUGAGGGCGGUUUCGAUCACAAGUCUCCCAGACCCCCCGUGCCAGGAGAGGAGAGGAGCCACUUCAUGUCCGACUGGGGAGUCCCCUCGCAGAUGGACUGUACGAAACACAAGUCUUCCUCUCCCUCGCCUAGGAGGUUCUCUGCUUCUGCAAACGAAUCUAACCCAGCGCUAUUGGGAUAUGAACCGGAGGGCAGCUGUCGCCCCCUGCCAUCUGCUUCCCGGCCAUCUUCCCGCCCCUGCCCCGACAACCCCUCCCCCCCGUCUUGUCUGCGAUGGGCCCAGUCUCUGCAUUUCCUGCUGCAGGAUCCCGAAGGGACCCGUCUCUUCCAGCAGUACUUGAAGUCCGAGUGCCCCCACCACGCGGACCUCCUCGAUUUCUGGUUUGCCUGCGAGGGCCUGCGCAAGCAAUCGACCCCCGAAAUGAUACACCGGUUCGUCAAGAUCAUUUAUAUGACAUUUUUCGUGAGGUCCACUCUUCCCAUCGACGAGGAUUUGCGGAAAGAGGUGGGAAAGAACAUAAAGUCGUCUCAGUGCCUUGAGCCCCCUGUGACCUUGUUCGACCAGGCGCAGGCCAGGGUCGAGCAGCUCAUCGAUGAAACCACGUACCCCAACUUCCUUAAAAGCGAUUCGUACCUGCAAUAUUUAGAAAAUGUUCAAAAUCCUAGUAGUAGCAGCAGUAGCGAUUUUAGUAGUAAUGAAUUGUCGGGACCCCUGGCCAGCGGCUCCGACCUCCUGCCCACCCUUCAUGAGGACAUGGAGCUGAUCAUAAAUCCUCCGGUUCACAUCAGUCAUAAUUCCGGCACAGGCAGUGUGAGUACCGGCUACCACACGCCCAACGUGGGCGCGGGCGGGCCCGUCCGCCUCACCAAAGACAUGCUCCUCAUAUCGCAGAAACACCGAGCCGUCGACGUCAGGCCCAAAUCCGAAACUUUCGCCAGUAUGUUCAUGUACCGCGGCGGCACAUCCUUGGCAGCGCACGCCGCAUACAACUCGUACAACCCCGUAUCGAGGCAGGACAGCGAGUUGCAUUCGCUCAGCAGCCAUUCGGACGCACGCACCGAGUCGGACAACAUGUCCAUGACGGACAGCUCCAUCGACGGCAGAUCCCUGGGCAAAUCUUCCCGUCGAAAGGCGGUGCUGGAAGCAAGGAAGGCGAGGGAAUAUGCCGCCCUGAACCAGGAGACGCACAUGCACCAGAUCCUGAUACCGAGGACGCAACGCGUCGACACCCGGCAGUGCCAGCCGAUGGACAAGGAGGCUUUUGCCACCAUCCUGAUUGAGAAGUUGGAGAUGGUGAAGAGGGAGCAGGACCAGCAGGAGCUGUUGGACAGGAAAUUGAAAGAGAGCGAAUCCAUGGGCUCCAUGAGCGACAUCCAGUCCCGGGAGCUGGCGAACGCCAUCAGAGAGAAGCUGCAGCUGGAAGACGACAACGACCAAGACAUCCUCGACCAGCACGUGUCGAGGGUGUUCUCCGACCUGACGCCGGCCAUGUCGCCCGGUGUAAUGAGCCCGCGGCCCCAUUCCCCUCCAAGGAACAGACAUAUGCAGGGUUACAAUCUACGACCCAGGAGGAAAGACAAGGACGGCUUUUCGACGUUCAGUAGCGAUUCCGGUAACGUACACGACUUCGCGGAGGGUUCUGAGCACAAGAUAGCUAUGGUGAAGUCUAAGAGCAUGCCGGAGUACCCCGAGGACCGCUUUAUCAGGGGAAGUACGGGGCGACGGUCCAAGAAGGCGCUGACCGACCUCACCGACAGCGGCGUCUCCGUCGUGUCCGACACGCCGCCGGUCAUCCCGCCCGUGAAGGACAACCGGGUGCUCGCCUGGCUGAUGGAGUCGGACAAGAGCGGCAGGGGGGCCAGCCACACGCACAGCGAGAUGUCGCUGAAACACCGCAGUCAUCGGACCAGCAGCGCCACCUCGCCGAUCGCCGGCAGGCACCGCAAGGGGUUUGGGUCUAGGUCGGGCUCCCUGGAGAGGAACAGCGGGGCCGGCAACCUGGUGCCCGCGCAGCCCUUCGUCGCCGAUCCCAGCAUGCCGCCGCUGCCUUCGCCCAACAUCUCCAUCCAGUUGGAGGAGGCGAGGAGGAGGCUGGAGGACGACGUCAGGACCAGGGGAAAGCAAAGGUCAUCUGGUAGGUUUUAUCCGGAGGUCACCCAGAGCAGCCAGUCCACGCUGAGAAAGUCCAUGAGGGGCUCGAGGCCCUCUGCACCGGCCCAGAUGGCUACGGACGACGUCACCACCGUGGUGUUCUCCUUCUGCGAGGAACAGUUCCCGUACAGGACGAAGAUACCCGGUACUCAGAUCACCCUCAGGCAGUUCAAGGAGUACUUGCCGAAAAAGGGAAAUUACAGAUACUUUUUCAAGACGGUGUGCGAGGAACUCGGCAACCAAGUCAUCCAGGAGGAGAUCAUCAACGACGGGGACGUGCUCCCGCUGUGGGAGGGGAAGGUGAUGGCCCAGGUGAAGCCAAUCGACUGAGCUUUUACGUUUUCGCAACGUAUAACCUAAGAGAUAAACGGACGAAUCUUCACAAGCUUCUAUUUAAUAAUGUAAUUAUUAGAUUUGUUAAUUUUAUUCAAAGUAAUUUAUUUUUUAUUUGUUAAAACUGUGUGUAUCUUAUAAAAAAAAUGACGGAGCAUUACGGGAACGGAAGGAUACGGCGGUGGUAUUACAUCGUCAUUUUUCUAAGUGUCUUAAAAAUGACGGUUGAUAUCGAGAGGUCGUCGCUCGCUUCCAUUUCCGGAGGGAAAUAAAAAAAUUAUUUGUUCACACUGCCACGUACGGUUAAAUUUUAAUGUGUCGGUACUUCCUAAUUUUCGUGCACACGUAAGUAAUGGUCUAAUAAAUUGUAAUAGUGCUUUCUACUUAGCCUAACGGUAAGACGCCUAACUCAGACUUAAGAGCCACAUCGACGGAAUCGUCCCACGAGACAUGUAAAUAUUCGUGAAAUUACCGGCGAGGACAGCAAACGAUACAAGUCUUGAUAAUUCUUUCAAUUGACAAAUUUUUCAACCCCUAGGUAACUUUUUUUUGUACUUUUAUAUAAAAUGAAUGUGAAAGCUUCAUAUAAUUUUGCGUUAACAAAAUUAUCCAUGAAACUCUUUCCCAUUCGCUUAUAUUUACAUUUGUUGUCCCGUCGGUCCGUAAACUCAAAAAUCGUCUGACUGAGGAUACCGCAUAGCGUAUUUAGUUUUUUUAUCAAAGGAAAAGUUAGAGUUAAAAUUCUUAAAGGUAAUUUAUUUAUUGUUAUUUAAGGGAUAGCGUAAUGAUUAACAUUCGUGACGAGUGUUGGACUUUUUUUCUGAUUCGGAUAGAGAUCGCUAUGUUAAAGGAAAAAACACGGCAAUAAUAACCUGUAAAUCGUUUAAAAAAGUAGGUGCAUAUGUAAGUGCCUUCGAGUUUUGGAAUUUGUUUUUCUUCCACUGCAACUUUCUUCUUCGGCGGCCGAAAGACGGUGACAAAAAUAAUUUGAAAUCACAAUAAGACAAUUUCCAUUUACGCAGUUCUUAUACUGAGAAAUAAAAACGCGGAAACCAAAUUUUUUGUGGGAGUCAUCGUUUUGUGGGCCGCGCCACGUUUGUUUCCGUUUCUAGACAAUCAGAUGCUACGGUCGACGGUCGACCGCCCAGGCAGCUCUGUAAUAUUUUUUUAUUUUCAGAUUACUAGCGUAGAUGUUCAUAUACCUCAUUUUUCUUUAUAUUUUAUAAAAAAAGUAUAUAUUUUACAAAGAAAUAUACAUAAGCAUUUUGUGAAUAAUUUACUAUUUACUUAAUUUGUACAUUUUAAGCGUAGAACUGAUCGGUAGAGUUGUUUUUCUUUUGGAAAUUUAAAAAGAGCCUUUUUACACAGUCCUUCGACACUUCCACUUUACAACGAACUGAUUUCCGUAGCGACCCCUCGGUUUCGUUUCGCAUAACUGAAUACUGAAAGAUCCCCGUCCGUUAACGGACGGUCUUUUUUUUAUAAUUUCUCAUGAUCGUAUUAUAAAUACUGUGAACGUGUAGAUAAUGGUUUUCAAAUACUUAUUUUUAUAUAGUAUUUUUUCACAAAAUAGUAGCAGUAUUUUAGCGUUAAAAUGAAAUUGUUACAGAAAGGUGCCAUAAUUUCGUUUGAUUUCCAAAAAAGAAAUGGCCAGAAUUAAAGUUACUGCUGACAAAAUAUAAACCUUCAUUUGUAAAUAUUAAUUGUACACUAAAAAAACACUCAUUUGUCUCAUAUUGUUAUAAAUAUAUUAGUAUUUUCUA